CACAGCACUGACUCGCUCUCUGAUCAGCCAAAGUCAUCUCUUGUCUUCUUGUUAAAACACAGAAGGUUCGGUAAAAUGUUCUGGAGGGUUCUCUUCGUGGCAUUAGUUCUUACAGUUUUGGGAAGAGCGACAGCUCAAGAAAACGAUGACUGUGCCAAACUUGAGACUUGUGAGACAUGCAAUAAUAACACAGCUUGCAGCUGGAUGAACUGCCUAUCAGGAUCAGUUGAGAAACCCUCCUGUUUCAACAUAACUGAGACCUCAGCAAACUGCACCAAUGCUACCUGUACAGAUCCAACACAACUUCCACCCACCGUGACCCCUGCAGCCAACAGCACCGCCAACUCCACCGCCAACUCCACUACUGUCCUACCUACUGGAGCCUCCGUAAAGCCAACGAGCGUGGCCCCUGUGACCUCAGCUCAUGCCAGCACGGCCAAGACGACGACAAACGGAACCGUUCCAACUCCGACACCCUCCGGCUCCACGAAAACGUCCACGUUCGACGCGGCCAGCUUCAUCGGAGGCAUCGUGCUGGUACUUGGCCUGCAAGCCGUCAUCUUCUUCCUCUACAAAUUCUGCAAGUCAAAGGACCGCAACUACCACACCCUGUAACGCUGUCCGCCGCUACGAGGAACCACACUGCAUGACACCACACACACUUACACACACACACGCACACACACACACUCACACACAGAUAGAUAGAGGCUAAGCGAUGGUCCACAGUGUUCUUGUGAUUCAAAACGAAUGACAUCUCAGCUUGCUCUUUACCUGAGGUUGGGAUUUGCCAUUUGGCUUCCUGUGAAGUUAAAGUGGACAUACACACACUCUCUCUGAUGCACAACACACACACACACACACAUGCACAUGCACGCGAACACACUGCAACAUAUACACGUUUUACUGGUGUGAAGUCAUUAAAAAAAAGAAAAAAGAAAAAAAAAAAAAAUAGGCAAAAAAUGACUGUAUUGCUGUGGCCACUCACGCACAGACAAAAACCCACUGGUCAAACUGAAAACAAAAAAAAAACAAACAAAAAAGCCCAAAACAAAACCCCCUAGAGCAGUGGCAUCAGUGCUUACAAACUUGAAUUUUCUGAUUUCAUUCGAUUACAUCAUCCUCCACCACCAGCACUCCCUCCUCUUCCUCCACCCCUCCCCUCUCGAUCACACGUACCAUUCAUCAUUUUCAGCACCCCCCCCCCCCCCCCCCC
Messenger RNA from Chanos chanos (milkfish), 1216 nucleotides. RefSeq names its product CD164 molecule, sialomucin (gene cd164). The record is from RefSeq and is a predicted model, not a curated record. The transcript is spliced from 6 exons. Bases 76 to 615 code for a protein of 179 amino acids. Gene Ontology annotation, cellular component: cytoplasmic vesicle. Lineage: Eukaryota; Metazoa; Chordata; Actinopteri; Gonorynchiformes; Chanidae.